Molecule: messenger RNA, 1179 nt
Organism: Fragaria vesca subsp. vesca
Lineage: Eukaryota; Viridiplantae; Streptophyta; Magnoliopsida; Rosales; Rosaceae
Product: heterogeneous nuclear ribonucleoprotein D-like
Exons: 7
Coding region: 51-980 (309 amino acids)
Molecular function (GO): RNA binding
Source: RefSeq, a predicted model, not a curated record
ACACCAGUCGUGAGCGAGCCCGGUGAUAAAGGAAUAGUUGGGCAACUAAAAUGGAGGACAUAAAGAAGAGAAAGCUGGACAACAAUGAAAGAAUCUCACCACAUUCAGAGCAAGACUUGCGCGCCUUGCUUGACCCUCUCGCUAAGUCCCAGCUCGUCGAUCUCCUCGCUAAACUGGGUUCCCAAUAUCCUUCAAUUGCAGAGGAAAUUAAGGGUAUAGCCACUGCAGAUCCCGUACACCGCAAGCUUUUUGUUCGUGGCUUGGCCUGGAAUACCUCUUCUGAUACUUUGUGUGCUGCGUUUAGUGAGUAUGGAGAGAUUGAGGAAGGAGCUGUCAUCUAUGACAAAGCGAGUGGGAAAUCGCGGGGAUAUGGUUUCAUUACUUAUAAAUAUAUGGAGUCAACUCACCGUGCACUCAGAGCUCCUAGCAAGUUAAUUGAUGGUCGCAUGGCUGUUUGUAAUCUAGCAUGUGAUGGGUUAACUGGUUCAAGUUCUACCCAGGAUCUUACCCAGAGGAAACUCUACAUUGGGGGCUUAUCACCGAAUGUCACAAGUGAGAUGCUUCUCCACUUUCUUGGCAGGCAUGGUGACAUAGAAGAAGGUUCAGUUGCAUAUGGCAAGGACACAAAUGAGUCACGUGGGUUUGGCUUUGUAACAUUCAAGACAGUUGAGGCUGCAAGGAAGGCCAUAGAUGAUCCACAAAAGAUCCUUGGGGGGAGGAAUGUCAUUGUAAAACUUGCUGAUUCCCACAAAGGCAAAACAAUUCAAACACAGUUAGCUACACCAAUGGUUCCAACGCCGUUACCUUUAGCGCCUGGAUAUGCACAACCUGGAAAAGCCCAUCCUAGCACCACCCCUCAAGGCUUUGGUUACCCUCCAGCUGUGGGACCAUACCACAAUAAUACUUACUCAAGUCCUCCCAUUGCUCCAUACCCAACACAGUCACAAAUUCCAUAUCCAUAUUAUAUUGGCAAACAAUAAUUGAUGACUGACAGUUGUUAGCAUAUUUUUGCAGGCCUCUAAUCUAGUUUGCACAUCUGGUAGAUGAUUUAGGGAGUGUGUGUGUUGCGUUGGAAUCUUAUGUGGCAUACAAGCUAUGUUUCUGCACUGGAAUUUUGUUGUGUUGUACUAUUAACAUGGUGUAGUCAAAACCUUUCAUUUGUUGUAAAAAGAGUUUUUC